CUCGGCGUCCUCCGCCACGGCUCCCCGGGCUCGGCCCUUGGCCGCUCCUCCUCGCCUGGCUCCUGCAGCCUGGCCUCGCCUCCGCCCUCUCGGAGAACGUGCUGCCCGAGCCGGCCGCGAUGAUGGGCACCAGCCCCGGCCCCCGAGCGGUGACCCUCCCGACGCCCAACGGGACCCCUUUCGAGGAGACCCGCCUUCACGUUUUCACCUUGGAUUACCCUCACGUGCAGAUCCCGUUCGAGAUCACCCUCUGGAUCCUGCUGGCCUCUUUAGCCAAGAUCGGUUUCCAUCUGUAUCACAAACUGCCACACAUUGUUCCUGAGAGCUGCCUUCUCAUUCUGGUUGGAUUGAUUCUAGGUGGCAUUAUCUUUGGAGUACAAGAAAAGUCUCCACCGGUGAUGAAGAGUGAUGUUUUUUUCUUGUACCUUCUUCCCCCGAUAGUCCUGGAUGCCGGCUAUUUUAUGCCAACCCGCCUGUUCUUCGAGAAUUUUGGUACAAUUUUCUGGUAUGCAGUGGUGGGCACUCUCUGGAAUUCAUUUGGCAUUGGCCUUUCACUCUUCGCCAUAUGCCAGAUCGAAGCGUUUGGCCUGAGUGAUAUCACUCUACUGCAGAGCCUACUCUUCGGCAGCUUGAUUUCAGCCGUGGAUCCAGUGGCAGUGCUGGCUGUUUUUGAAAACAUUCACGUCAAUGAGCAGCUGUACAUCUUAGUUUUUGGGGAAUCACUCUUGAAUGAUGCUGUAACAGUGGUCCUCUACAACUUGUUCAAAUCUUUUUGCCAGAUGCAUACAAUUGAGGCCAUUGAUGUAUUUGCUGGAAUUGCUAAUUUUUUUGUAGUUGGCACUGGUGGCGUUUUGAUUGGAAUCGUUCUGGGAUUUGUAGCAGCUUUUACUACUCGUUAUACCCAUAAAAUCCGAGUGAUUGAGCCACUGUUUGUCUUCUUAUACAGCUACCUGGCAUACAUAACAGCCGAAAUGUUUCACCUCUCAGGCAUUAUGGCGAUUACAUCUUGUGCUAUGACCAUGAAUAAAUAUGUGGAAGAGAAUGUGUCUCAGAAGUCCUAUACUACAAUCAAAUACUUCAUGAAGAUGUUGAGCAGUGUCAGUGAAACCCUUAUCUUUAUUUUCAUGGGAGUAUCUACAGUUGGAAAAAACCAUGAGUGGAACUGGGCCUUUGUUUGUUUCACACUCCUGUUCUGUUUGAUUUGGCGUGCACUGGGAGUUUUCGUUUUGACUCAGAUCAUUAAUGUGUUCCGGACAAUUCCUAUCACAUUUAAGGAUCAGUUUAUUAUUGCUUAUGGAGGUCUACGAGGAGCCAUAUGUUUUUCACUUGUUUUCCUACUUCCUUCUGCUGUGUUCCCUAGAAAGAAGCUUUUCAUCACUGCUGCAAUUGUGGUUAUAUUCUUUACUGUCUUUAUUCAGGGAAUAACAAUUCGCCCACUGGUGGAAUUUCUUGAUGUUAAAAGAUCAAAUAAAAAGCAACCAGCUGUCAGUGAAGAGAUUUAUUGUCGGUUCUUUGAUCAUGUGAAGGCUGGGAUUGAAGAUGUGUGUGGACACUGGGGUCACAAUUUUUGGAAAGAUAAGUUUAUAAAAUUUGACAAGAAGUACCUGCGGAAACUUCUAAUCAGGGAAAGCCAGCCCAAAUCAAGUAUAGUGGCCUUGUACAAGAAACUUGAAAUAAAGCAUGCUAUAGAGAUGGCAGAGAAUGGGAUGAUCAGCACAGUGCCAUCUCUAGCUUCUCUCAGCGAACAUCAGAAAGAAGAAAAGACAAAGCCUGUUUAUCCUACCCAGGCAGAUGAUAUAAGAGAUAUUUUAACAAAGAAUCUCUACCAAAUACGGCAGAGAACUCCAUCAUACAAUAGGUAUAGUUUAGCAGCAGAUGCAAAUGAAAAACAGGCUAAAGAAAUUUUGAUUCGUCGCCGACACAGCCUGAGGGAGAGCAUCAGGAAGAGCAACAGCCUGUCAAGACCGGUGGCCACCAAAGCACCACGUUACCUGUCGCUACCUAAAAAUACUAAACUUGCUGAGAAAGUUCGGAAAAGAAAUCAGUCUUCUUUCAAAGUAAGUGACAGCAGUGAUUCUGAAUCUGACCAUACCACAGUGCUGAAUUUAAAAUCUGAAGCAGGAAGAAUCUUGAGAGACCAGAAACUUCGGCAACAGCCAUGUAGAAUCGAAUGGAAGAAUGAAACGGACGGGGAGGACAGAGAGCCAGUGAGUCGCCCUCUGGGAAUCAGGGGCUUCAGGCAACCCCUGUUGCCUAGACCAGCGUUUGGCACCCUCAGUGAAGAAGAAGCAGCAGAAGACGACAGGUCCACCAAGCCACUGCCACCACCUCGGUUAGCCCGACAAGCGUCAAAAGCUGAAAAGCCUAGAGAUAAAUCUGACAAUGAACCAUAUUAAAAACUACUAAACAGGGAUGUUAUGAUUCGGCAACAGAUGUAGUAGACUAUAGAAUGUAGCAGGGCAGCUGGAUCUAUUUGAAAGGAUGGUCCUACCUAUAUUUAUUAGAAGGAAGGAAAGCGUUAUUUCAGAAAUUAUGUUCUUUUAAUAAGUUAGGAGAGGGAUUUCCCUUACCUGUUUUGGAGCCAAAUAAGGAAUUUAUUUCACCAUUGUUUUCAGAUUUUCAUAAUGAAGGGAAGAUUGAUUAAUUAUAUAUUGCAUUUUAACAUAUGAUGUAUGCAUUUGUCAAUGGCAAGUUUUAAAUAUAAAUUGCACUGAAAAAAAAUUGCACUAUACGCAUUUUAAAAGCGCUUGCAAGGAUUCAUUCCCUGCCAGCAAGUGUGGACGAGGCACUGAAGGACAGCUACAGGUUGCAAGUGGUGGAAUUGCAUUAAAGAGAAAGCAGCUGCAAUAAAGGACUGUGAACUGGCUUAACAAUCACAGUCCUGUACAUGUAUGCUCAGAACUAAGGUCCCUUGAAUUCAGCUAGGCUUAGUCCCAACUAAACAUGCAAAGGACUGCAGCCUUUGUGAGAAAUCCAGUGCUUAGCUCCAGCUGUGGUAGCCCCAUUGGAUCAAAGGGAUUUACAUUAGUGUUCAAUUAACCUCCCAUUCAUUCAAUGGAUUUGUGGUAGCUGGGAUUAAAAAUUGGAUUUCACCCUUUGUCAGGUGUCCACAGUUCUCCCCAAGCCAAAUGGAGUCCCCAGCUUUUCAGCUUGUUGCUAAGCUAGCUCUUUGGCUGUUUGUAUUGCCACAGAAAUAGUCUGAAUCUUGGGUCUCUGCACUGGAAGAAAGAUGAAAUAAAAAUAGAAACAGGGAAAUGGAAUGAAUAAAUAAUAAAAACAUGAUUUUUGGAACCCAUGCUCAGAAGUCAGGUAAAAUCCAUGGACAUCAUGUGACACCUGACUCUUAAAAUGAUGUAUGUUUCUUUGUGUAUGUUACAAUCUUGACUGUAUUAUCUGGCACGGGUGAUAUGAAGGUUGCUUUUGAAGUUUAAAUUCCAAACCUUUGUAAAUAUUAUAAGAAAGCAUUUGUUUCUGUCUAGGCAUAUUUUUUACAACAGGAGUCAAAUGAUAUAGUAAUUAUUUAUUUAAUAAAAAUAUAU
Molecule: messenger RNA, 3539 nt
Organism: Pogona vitticeps (central bearded dragon)
Lineage: Eukaryota; Metazoa; Chordata; Lepidosauria; Squamata; Agamidae
Gene: SLC9A2
Product: solute carrier family 9 member A2
Biological process (GO): proton transmembrane transport; potassium ion transmembrane transport; regulation of intracellular pH
Cellular component (GO): plasma membrane
Molecular function (GO): potassium:proton antiporter activity; sodium:proton antiporter activity
Source: RefSeq, a predicted model, not a curated record